AGGUGCAAAGCGCUUGCCUGACAGUCCUAAACAAUGAGAGGGGAGUGUGCGGGAGGAGGGAAGCAGGGGCAGGAGGAAGCCUCCAGCACCCAACCAAGCCAAGCCGCAGCCGCGGCAGCUUCAGCAGGCAACCCACACAGGCAUCACAACCACACAGUCACACCCCAGAUAUCAUUUCAGAUUAGGAGGCGAAAGGGGAGAGAGCGAGCGCUGCGGCGGAGAUAGCCUUUCCCCCCUUUUAAAAAGUGUAAAUAAUGCCUUGCUGGCCCCCAAUGAGGCGUUCCUUCCCGACUUUUUUGGAUCAAUCAAACAGACAGUGGCUUCUUUUGAUUAAAGCCCAAAUUGUCAUUGGGCAGAGGCAAUCAUGUGACAGCCAAUUCGGUCCAAUUUCAACCUUGUCUCCAUGAAUUCAAUAGUUUAAUAGUAGCACGGUCCCCAUACGGCUGUAAUCAGUGAAUUAGAAAAAAAACACCCCACCAGCGAUCUUCUAUGAUAUUUUUUUCCUUUUCUCUCUCUCUCCCUCUUUCUUUCUCUCGCUCGCUUUUUUCUCUCCCCCCCCUUUUUCCUGGGCCCUGCUCCCCCCUCCCCCUCCCAGAAGCGCUAAAUAAGAGGGAACUUUUUCUCCAAGGGGGCUGCGAGUUGAAGGCCAUGAAUUUCGAAUUUGAGCGAGAGAUUGGUUUUAUCAAUAGUCAGCCAUCGCUCGCUGAGUGCCUGACAUCUUUUCCCCCUGUCGGUGAUACAUUUCAAAGUUCAUCAAUCAAGAACUCGACGCUUUCACACUCGACACUGAUUCCUCCUCCUUUUGAGCAGACCAUCCCCAGCCUGAACCCAGGCAGCCACCCUCGCCACAGCAGCAGCAGCCGCCCCAAGCACAGCCCCAAUGGCAGCAGCGGCAGCCCAGUGCCAGCCGGCGCCCUCCAGCCUCCGGAAUACCCCUGGAUGAAAGAGAAAAAAGCUUCCAAGAAAACUGUCCUGCCGCCUGCUUCGGCCUCCGCCACGGGACCAGCUUGCCUGAGCCACAAAGCAGAAUCUCUUGAGCUCUCAGAAAAUGGGACCGGAGGCUCCAGAAGGUUGAGGACUGCUUAUACCAACACGCAGCUCUUGGAGCUGGAAAAGGAAUUCCAUUUCAACAAGUACCUCUGUAGACCAAGGAGGGUGGAGAUCGCCGCUCUCCUGGAUCUGACCGAGAGGCAAGUCAAAGUCUGGUUUCAAAACAGGAGGAUGAAGCACAAGAGACAGACCCAGUGCAAAGAGAACCAGAACAGUGAAGGGAAAUUUAAAGGCUUAGAGGAUCCCGAAAAAGCAGAAGAGGAGGAGGAGGAGGAGGAAGAAGAAGAGGAGGAGGAUAAAUCCCUCUUUGAGCAAGCCCUCAACAAUGUCUCAGGCGCUCUUUUGGAAAGGGAAGGCUACACUUUUCAACAGAAUGCACUAGCGCAACAGCAGGCUCCCAACGUCCACAAUGGAGAGUCCCAAAGUUUCCCAGUUUCGCCUUUAACGAGCAAUGAGAAAAAUCUGAAACAUUUUCAGCAUCAGACACCCACUGUUCCCAACUGCCUGUCAACAAUGGCCCAGAACUGUGCAGCUGGCCUGAACAAUGACAGUCCUGAGGCCCUGGAUGUCCCUUCUUUGCAGGACUUCAGCGUUUUCUCCGCAGAUUCCUGCCUACAGCUCUCCGACGCCGUCUCCCCCAGUUUGCCCGGAUCCCUGGACAGUCCUGUAGAUAUCUCAGCUGACAGCUUUGACUUUUUUACAGACACACUCACCACAAUUGACUUGCAGCAUCUGAAUUACUGAAAAAUGACCGACCAUCUUUCACCAAGGGUUAUGCUUUUUCUUUUCCUGUUGUUUUGGGGGUGGUGUUGGAGGGGGGGGAAUUACUUGAUUUAAUUUCUUUCCCUUUUCCUGGUCAGUAUUUUCUGUUUAUUCUUUCCUUCUUGAUGUGUUGGAGAGCCAUUUUGCCGUUUUCCUAUGACAUUUUAGUUGUGUUCAAUCUAACCUAGCCACAUUCUAGGUCCUUCGAUGAAAGCAAUAUAUAAGGCCUGUAAGAAAGUGAUCAUAUCAGAUUGUAUCUUCACUUUCUUUUUAUUUUUGUAUUACAUUAGGAUGCGUUGUCAUAAGUAUUUUUGGUAGAAUAAAUUCUUGUUUGCUACAAGCACCUUCCUUCUCUC
This is a messenger RNA of Rhineura floridana, 2168 nucleotides long. It is a transcript of the gene HOXA2, whose product is annotated as homeobox A2. The record is from RefSeq and is a predicted model, not a curated record. Gene Ontology annotation, biological process: regulation of DNA-templated transcription. Gene Ontology annotation, molecular function: DNA-binding transcription factor activity, RNA polymerase II-specific; DNA binding. Lineage: Eukaryota; Metazoa; Chordata; Lepidosauria; Squamata; Rhineuridae. Bases 490 to 1794 code for a protein of 434 amino acids. The transcript is spliced from 2 exons.